This is a messenger RNA of Clupea harengus (Atlantic herring), 1993 nucleotides long. RefSeq names its product fizzy and cell division cycle 20 related 1a (gene fzr1a). Gene Ontology annotation, cellular component: anaphase-promoting complex. Gene Ontology annotation, molecular function: anaphase-promoting complex binding; ubiquitin ligase activator activity; protein binding. Gene Ontology annotation, biological process: positive regulation of anaphase-promoting complex-dependent catabolic process; anaphase-promoting complex-dependent catabolic process; positive regulation of ubiquitin protein ligase activity. The record is from RefSeq and is a predicted model, not a curated record. Lineage: Eukaryota; Metazoa; Chordata; Actinopteri; Clupeiformes; Clupeidae.
AUACCCAGAAUGCUUUGCACUUUCACCCAAAACAUCUUCGCAGGACAUAUUUUAGUCAGCUAAUCAGAUCUUUAAUUAAUCGGUAAUAUCACCACGGCGUUCUACGUUUUAAUACCAGAUAUAUUCACAAGCAGUUAUUUAUCCAGGGCAAGAGUCACUCUCUUCAAUGGACCAGGACUAUGAGCGGCGGCUGUUGCGGCAGAUUAACAUACAGAAUGUAAACUGCAGUCCCAUUAAAGCAACAGAGGCGAUCCGCAACCUGACGCCCACAAGCUCUCCGCUCUCAUCCCCCAGCAAACAUGGAGAUAGAUUCAUCCCAUCCCGUGCUGGAGCCAACUGGAGCAUCAACUUCCACAGAAUAAACGAGAAUGACCGAUCACCUAGCCAGAACAGAAAAACCAAGGAUGCCACCACAGACACCAGUAAAGCGGACGGCCUGGCCUACUCGGCCCUGCUGAAGAACGAGCUGCUGGGGGCGGGCAUCGAGAAGGUCCAGGACCCCCAGAGUGAGGACCAACGCCUGCGACCUUCAACCCCAGAGAGAAGGAGACUCUUUAACUACUCUCUCAGUGCCAAGCGCUCCUCGCCUGAUGACAACAACACUCUGUCUCCAUACUCCCUGUCGCCCGUCAGCAGCAAGAGUCAGAAGCUGUUACGGUCGCCACGAAAGCCCACGCGCAAAAUCUCUAAGAUCCCCUUCAAGGUGCUGGACGCACCUGAACUGCAAGAUGACUUCUACCUCAACCUAGUGGACUGGUCCUCCCUGAAUGUACUCAGUGUAGGCUUGGGGACAUGUGUGUACCUGUGGAGCGCAUGCACCAGCCAGGUAACACGUCUGUGCGACCUGUCGGUUGAGGGAGACUCCGUCACUUCAGUCGGCUGGUCGGAACGAGGCAAUCUAGUGGCAGUGGGGACACAUAAAGGCUUUGUGCAAAUAUGGGACGCCGCUGCAGGCAAGAAGCUGUUUGCACUGGAGGGCCACACGGCAAGAGUGGGUGCUCUGGCAUGGAAUGCUGACCAGCUCUCCUCGGGCAGCCGGGACCGCAUGAUCCUGCAACGGGAUGUGCGCACGCCCCCCCAGCAGUCAGAGCGUCGGCUCCAGGGCCACCGGCAGGAGGUGUGCGGCCUUAAAUGGAGCACAGACCACCAGCUGCUGGCCUCGGGGGGCAACGACAACAAGCUGCUGGUGUGGAACCACUCUAGUGUGGUGCCCGUGCAGCAGUACACAGAGCACCUGGCGGCAGUGAAGGCCAUCGCUUGGUCGCCCCACCAGCAUGGGCUGCUGGCAUCGGGCGGUGGCACUGCCGACCGCAGCAUCCGCUUCUGGAACACGCUGACGGGGCAGCCCCUGCAGUCCAUCGACACAGGCUCACAGGUCUGCAACCUGGCCUGGUCCAAGCACGCUAAUGAGCUGGUAAGCACACACGGAUACUCGCAAAACCAGAUACUGGUAUGGAAAUACCCAGCCCUCACUCAGGUGGCCAAACUCACCGGACACUCAUACCGAGUCCUCUACCUGGCCAUGUCACCAGAUGGAGAGGCCAUCGUCACAGGAGCCGGAGAUGAGACCUUGCGCUUCUGGAAUGUCUUCAGUAAAACACGCUCGACAAAGGAGUCGGUGUCCGUCUUGAAUCUCUUCACCAGAGUGCGAUGACACCAGUGGAGUGGAAGACUAAAUCAUGUUGGGGAUAUGGCCUCUUUUAAAGGUGGAUGGUGGAAGCAAAUGUGUGAAGAAAGGGGACUCUUGUCGGUUGCCGUUUACAGAAUUUUAUAGACUUGCAUCAGGACUGCCUUGUAUACCUCCAGGAUUAUUUUCAAAAGCUUACUUGAUUUGUUAUGUUUAUUUCAGUUUUUUUGUUUGCAAUUAAUGCACAUUUUAUAACAUUUUGUGUUUUUUAAGUUGUUAAAUAUCCUUAAUGUACCAUACUGUAUAACCAUCGAGAAAUGUAAGUGUCCUGAAUCAUUGCAAUUUAAAGGUCGCUUGUCAAAUGUG